Molecule: messenger RNA, 3219 nt
Organism: Aspergillus homomorphus CBS 101889
Lineage: Eukaryota; Fungi; Ascomycota; Eurotiomycetes; Eurotiales; Aspergillaceae
Gene: exg9
Product: putative exo-beta-1,3-glucanase
Exons: 5
Coding region: 1-3219 (1072 amino acids)
Molecular function (GO): polygalacturonase activity
Source: RefSeq, a predicted model, not a curated record
AUGGCCAAGCUCAGCUGGCUUCUGACCUCUAGUCUCUCUUUUGCAUGUCUUACCACAGCACUUCCUGCUGGCUCUCUUUUGAAAUCUCAAUCAUCUACUGAUUUUAGUACUUUCGAUGUCGAACAAUGGGUCCCUUCGUUGGACUAUGUUCCUAACAAACCAGGAAUUCCCUUUCUAAUUCAAAAUAAGACCGCGCGGCCUUGGGACCCGGUACCUCCCCCCUCGCUCGGUGGAAAUAUCACCCACCACCAGAAGCGAGCAAACUGCGGGGGUCCAACCCCAGACAGCCCCAGCAAGUUCUGGUACGAGACUAUCGCCCACAACGGCGAGUCCUCCUUCCUCGACUCUUCCUACAAGGCCAACUAUAAGGUCUUCCGGAACGUAGUCACCGAUUAUGGCGCCGAUAAUACCGGCGCCACUGAUGCUUCUACCGCGAUUCAAAAUGCCAUCAAAGCCGGAGCCUCCAACGGUCCUGAUCGGAGCAGCGGCUCCAUGGGUACAACCGGCCAGCCCGCCGUCGUUUACCUGCCGGCCGGCACGUACAGGCUAGACAAUAGCCUCCAACUCUACGUCGGCACAGUGAUAGUUGGAGACGCUCUGAACCCGCCAAUUCUCAAGGCCAGCGCAAACUUCCCUAAUGAUCACAUUAUUUACGGGAAGGACCCCAAGCUGGGUGGGACGAUUAACUUUUACAUCGGAUUCAAGAAUGUUAUCAUUGACUCGACGAGUGUUUCAACCUCUACUUCGAUUACCCUUCUGGAUUGGACUGUCUCUCAGGCGACACAGCUGACCAACGUGGUGUUCAAGAUGCCGAACAACUCAAAACACGUGGGUGUGACGAGUCAGUACGAUUCAAAUAGUAAUAUUAUUCUUAACGACCUGACCUUCUACGGCGGCGCCAUUGCCAUGCAGCUCAGCGGCCAGCAAUGGAUUCUGAAGGGGAUCAACAUCAACGGCGCAAACGUCGGCAUCAAAGCCGGUGGGUUCGAGCUUGUGUGUCUAGACUGCACCCUCCAGAACGGCGCAACUGGUAUUGAUGCGAGCGGAAUCUCCGGCUCCCUGACCGUCAUUGACUCCAGCGGUAGCUACCUGGGGAACAUGAUCAUCUCCUCCAAUGCCGGCGGCAGCGCCAAGAAUUCCAUCAUCCUCGACAAGGUGGACUGCACAAACAGCGGCAGCACUGUUUCCCUCAAUGGCAAGGCCGUCCUGACAGGUUCCGUGACCAACACCUGGGUGCACGGAAACCUGUACUCUGGCGGCGCGACCUCACCGGCCUACGAACAGGGGCUGGACGUCACUACCGCCCGCACAAGGGUUCUCCUUGACUCCAACGGGAAAUACUUCACCAUGGCUCCGCCAACCUACUCUCAGUACUCUUCUAACCAGGUCAUCAACAUUAAGAGCGUCUCCGGACUUCCCGUGCUAGGUGAUGGCGCGACCGACGAUACCGCAAAUAUCAAUGCCAUCCUUGCCCAGUACGCCGGCUGCAAGAUCAUUUACUUCCCCGCGGGAACUUACAUCGUCACCGACACUAUCCUCGUCCCCUCCGGUUCUAUCAUCAUCGGCGACGCCUUCGCCUCGGCAAUCAGCGCCACUGGCUCCAACUUCUACAACCCCAACUCGCCCACAACCAUGGUGAAAGUCGGCAACGCGGGCGACGUCGGAACGGCGCAGAUCUCCGAUAUGCUCUUCACGGUCGCGGACGUGCUGCAGGGGUGCAAGCUGCUGGAGGUGAACAUCGCGGGAUCGUCGCCAGGAGCCGUGGGGCUGUGGAACACGCACUUCCGGAUCGGCGGCGCAGCAGGCAGCAAAGUGCAGACCAACUGCUACGGGAACCCGGACAUCUGCAAGGCUGCAUGGGGCCUGCUCCAUCUCACCAAGACAUCCUCGGCCUACAUCGAGAACAUGUGGGGAUGGACGGCUGACCACAACCUCGACGGCAACCUGGAGUCCACCACCGUGUCGACCGGCCGCGGCAUGCUCAUCGAGUCCACGGCAGGCACCUGGUUAGUGGGCACCGCCAUGGAACACAACACCCUCUACCAAUACAACUUUGAGUACGCGUCCAACGUCUUCAGCGCCUUCCAGCAGAGCGAGACGCCCUACUGGCAGGGCUGGGGGGCGCCCAGCUCCGGCAUCGCGCCCGCGCCCUGGGCCGAUAACCUCAUCGCUAGUGACCCCUCGUUUAGUAACUGUGCUGCUGAUGAUGCCGGGUGCCGCAUGGCGUUCUUCGAGCGCAUUCGCGGUUCGAGUGACCUAUUCCUGUACGGCGGGUGUGUGUGGGCGUUUUUCAACCAUGGCGGAAGUUGUACGGGCGAUUGUCAGGCCAAUGCUGUGCGCAUCCUCUCGAGCGAAGGGAGUGUGUAUCUAUACGGGACGAACGUGAAGGCGAUUAGCAAUGUUGUGGUGGAGAACACGGUUGUUGCGGCGAGUGAGAGUGCGAACUCCGGGGGUUGGGGUGGCGUUGUUGCCGCCUAUCUGCAUAAUGCCAAUGGGGCGACCUCUGGGGGUGGCAGCAGCAGUGGCAGCAGCAGUGGCAGUGGCAGUGGCAGCGGCAGUGGUAGUUCGAACGGGCUUGCGGUUACAGGUAACGGGCUCAAUUGGUAUAGCUCGUCCUUGACCGCCGGGGCAGCAGCCUACGAAGACCCGGAGUACUACUACUGCUUUGGCGGACCGGCGGCAAAUUUCCCUCCCUUUGCCAACUGGAUGGGCUUCACGGAGAUGUUUGACUUGAACCAGCAGACCUCCAUGGCCUUGGUCGAGUCGGGUCCGAUCCAAGGCGAUAUCUGGAAUGCUAUCGUGGCGGUCUCGGCAGACGCAAAGGUCGAUCCGAGGUUGAUUCUGGCGGUGGUCAUGCAGGAGUCCAGCGGCAACGUCUACGUCGGCUGCACCAACAACGGGGUGCAAAACUGCGGGCUGAUGCAAGCCUACAGCGGCUCCGUCUCCUUCGACGCCAACGACCCCGAGGGCAGCAUCCACCAGAUGAUCGUCGACGGCACGCAGGGCACAGCUGCGGGUGGCGGUCUCGUGCAGUGGUUCAACAACGAUAAUGUCGGCGUUGAUGCGGGCGGGAACCCGUAUAAUGUGUUGCGUGGCUAUAACUCGGGGAGCAUCAACUUCAAUGAUCUGGAUGAUCCGCAGGAUGCCACCGCGUCCUAUGUCAGUGAUAUUGCGAACCGGUUGCAGGUGAGUUUCUCUUUUUCUUGGUUAGGAAUGUGA